AUGUCUCUAGCAACUUUAGAUGCCUCGCAACAUCCUAAUCUCCCCGAAUCCGCCAUUGCCCUUUUCGCUGCCAAGGCAACAAAGAAAUUGAGCUUUGAGCAAAUUGCCGCACAUAUCGGCCGCAAUGAGGUUGCCACUGCUGCCAUCUUUUAUGGCCAAGCUAAAGCAUCCGAGGAGGACAUUCAAAAACUCUCCGAGCUCCUAGAUAUCUCCCACCUUCUACUCGACGGCUUGCUGAGUGGAUUCCCGGAUCGUGGCCGAUCAGUGGAGAUGCCGCCAAAGGAGCCACUUAUUUACCGACUCUACGAGAUUGUGCAGAACUAUGGGUAUGCAUACAAGGCAAUCCUGAAUGAGAAGUUUGGAGACGGAAUCAUGAGUGCCAUCUCGUUUUCCACCAAGGUGGAGAAAGAGACAGAUGCUGAUGGUAAUAAUUGGGCCGUCAUCACCCUGCGUGGUAAAUGGCUGCCAUUCUCUCGGUUUUAA
Molecule: messenger RNA, 483 nt
Organism: Penicillium verhagenii
Lineage: Eukaryota; Fungi; Ascomycota; Eurotiomycetes; Eurotiales; Aspergillaceae
Gene: cyn1
Product: putative cyanate hydratase
Exons: 3
Coding region: 1-483 (160 amino acids)
Molecular function (GO): cyanate hydratase activity; DNA binding
Source: RefSeq, a predicted model, not a curated record